CGGAACACUGGGAACAGAAGCUUGCUAUAUGGUGUGCGCGUCCCCUUCUGAUAGAUCACAUAUAUACAAACUCGACGUUGUGCCGUUCUUUCAAGUUUGAGUCGAUAAACGAGGGCUUUGUUUUGUGUGCCAGCGUCUUUGAGGGGGAAACGUUGUAGCUGACGACUGGUAAAAAGAACAUAGAAGAAAUAACGCCGAACAUGGGGCGCUGUAGUUACAAAUAUGGAACGUGUCUUUUUGUGAUCGUAUUUGUUUGGUCUUGCUUUCUAGCAAGUGCCCAGGAACAAGAAGCUUACAAAGAUUUAAACUAUCUACCAGGCGUUUACGAAAAACCUGAAGGAGAGGUAAUAGAAGAGCCGGCAGAGAAAAGGCAAUUUCUAAGUAACGGCUAUCCAGGAAAAAGACAGUUCCUCAGUGCUGGUUACGGGUUUGCUGGAAAACGUGACCCUGAGCCCCAGUUCAUCAGUGGCAAACGAGAGGCUGCCGGACAGUUUGUAUCGGGAAAGCGGGAACCACAAUAUAUCUCCGGGAAGAGAGCGGCGCAAUACAUAUCGGGGAAGCGAAACCCGCAGUACAUAUCCGGCAAACGAGACCCACAGUUCAUCAGUGGCAAGAAAGACUCCCAAUUUUACUCCGGCAAGAGGGACCCCCAGUACAUCAGCGGCUAAGCAUAACAAUUGUAAUUUACACGCAACAUGGCGAAACUUAAUUUACGAACUGUUUAAUCAAAUCUCUCAAUAUACAGACAUAUAUUAUAAUGUACAACGAAAUACGGACACCGAGUAUUGCGACGAAACGCACGGCAUAGUGCAAUGAGAUUGACAAUGAGAGAUUUAUGUUCGUAUUCAAGUUUGAUGUUAAUACUGUAACGAUUUUUAUUUACCCAUUUACCGCACCUUAUGAGAAUACACACACCCCUAGCACUGCAUAUAGAGUUGUGAGAAACCUUUGUAAUUAGUCCGGAUUUUAUAACCGAUAUAUUUACUGCAAUUCGAAUUCCGUUGUUUUCUCAGUUCAUUUCAUUGAUUUAUAUAUAUAUAUAUAUAUAUUCUUGAAAAAUGGUGGGUAUAAAAAAUCAUCAAAAACUCCAA
Molecule: messenger RNA, 1091 nt
Organism: Saccoglossus kowalevskii
Lineage: Eukaryota; Metazoa; Hemichordata; Enteropneusta; Harrimaniidae
Source: RefSeq, a predicted model, not a curated record